AUGGCAAGCGGGGGGGCGCAGGACCGCCGUCAACACCACCACGGCCCAGACGUACAGUCGAGCAUUCGCAACCGUGAGGCCGUCCCGUUGCGUCGUGGCAGUCGCUGUGACACCAGCAGCACACCGGCAGCACACCAGCAGGGUGGAGGCCUUGCUGACCGCCCUCGCUGCCAGCAAGCGCCCACGCCAUGGCAUCACAGGCAUGGCCCCCACCGAGCUGAUCGACUGGACAUGGAUCAUGCCUCCUGCGCUCUGCGGGGGGACCACUGCUCGACUGCCGCACCCCAGCACCCAAACGGCCGUGGCUGUCUGGCUGCCUCUGCGGGACCGAGGGGGCCAGAAUCGAGACGAGACGAGACCGGUCGGGUCGAGAGGGGAGCAAACUCACACCACACACACAAGGAGUUCCGUGAUAGAGGCACCCGCGGACCUCCGUCCCGUCAAGCAGGCGACGUAUACGACCACAGCCGGCUUGCGGCUUCACAGGCUUCACAGGCACAAUACCGCCAGCCUUAA
This is a messenger RNA of Ilyonectria robusta, 516 nucleotides long. RefSeq lists its product as uncharacterized. The record is from RefSeq and is a predicted model, not a curated record. NCBI's taxonomy places the organism in Eukaryota, Fungi, Ascomycota, Sordariomycetes, Hypocreales, Nectriaceae. The coding region runs from base 1 to 516 and encodes 171 amino acids. The transcript has a single exon.